Messenger RNA from Linum tenue, 238 nucleotides. Lineage: Eukaryota; Viridiplantae; Streptophyta; Magnoliopsida; Malpighiales; Linaceae. The record is from the annotation of a GenBank genome assembly.
AGGAAAUGUGAGGAUGUGUGAGGCAAAGUUGGUGGUAUUGUUGAUUUGUGGAGGCAGAGAGUGCAUAAAGGUUGGGUAAAAAGCUUUUUCCGCAUGUAUGAUUUGUUGAUGCUUUAUCCACCUCAAUCCUGACUUCAUGUUGGACACCAACUGCACUUGCAAUCGCUCUUCCCUCUUCUUCGAAUUUUGGCUCCAUAUAGGAAUGAACAAGAUCUUCCUCUUUCUUGAUGUUCAUUUC